UCCUCUCUGCCCGCCUCCAUGCGCGCCAUCGGCAUUUCGCGCACGGGCGAUCUCAGCGUGCUCGAGCAGCGUUCUCUGCCCGUGCCUGUGCCGCAGGCAGACGAGGUGCUGCUGAAGUGCGAGUGGGCAGGCGUCAACUUCAUCGACACGUACCAGCGCAGUGGUCUCUACGCGCUCCCGCUCCCCUUGACGUUGGGGCAGGAGAGCGCCGGACGCGUGGUAGCGCUGGGCGAAGGGGAGGCAAGCGAUGGUACCCUCAAGCUCGGCGACAAAGUGGCGGCGUAUGUCGGCGGCAGCUUCGCAGAGUAUGUCGUUGCGCCGCGCAGCAAGGUGGUGAAACUGCCGGAGGGCCUAGAGACGAGGGACGCUGCGACGGCACUGCUGCAGGGCCUGACGGGUGAGUUUGGUUACUUGUGCCCCCCAAGAAGGAUGGCCUCCUACCUCGGCGCCACGGUCAUCGGCACCGUCUCUACGGCGGCCAAGGCCUCCCUGGCACAGGCCGCCGGCGCCACACACCUCAUCAACUAUGCCGACGCCUCCGUCUCGGUGGCCGACGAGGUGGCGCGCCUCACGCACGGCGCGGGUGUGGCCGCCAUCUUCGACGGCGUCGGCAAGGACACGUGGGAGGAUGACUUUAAGAUGAUUGCGCGCAAGGGCACCAUCGUCACGUUUGGCAAUGCCAGCGGCGCCGUGCCGGCCUUUGCGCCCCUCAAGCUGGCGGCCAAGAACGUCAAGGUCUGCCGUCCCACUCUCGGCAACUACGUCUACACGCGCGAAGAGACGGAGCGCUACGCCGCGGAGCUCUUCGCGCUGCUGGCGCAGCACAAGCUGACGCUGCGUGUGCACCAGGAGUACGCCUUCUCGGUCGAGGGCGUGCGGCAGGCGCAGGAGGACAUUGCGGGACGCGGCACGACGGGCAAGCUGAUUGUCAAGGUGGCGUGAAGGGGGGAAGCAUUUGCAAGGGCGCCACAAUGGAGGGACAACAAGGUGGGCGCAAGGGGAGAGAAAAUGCAGAUGCCCCCCCCUCCCCUCCCCCCCUCCUGUGCAAGGCCUGACCACGGCGCGCUGCGCCCCAAGACGAAGACGCGUCUCGAGAGACUGGUGCGCCCCUGGCAAAGGGCCCUGAUCCCUCGCGCAGCUGGUCCGGCAGCACUCAUCUGCAUCCGGCGCGGCGCCCGCGGAAAAGGCGGAAAAGAGCGCCGCGGG
Molecule: messenger RNA, 1206 nt
Organism: Tilletiopsis washingtonensis
Lineage: Eukaryota; Fungi; Basidiomycota; Exobasidiomycetes; Entylomatales
Product: GroES-like protein
Exons: 4
Coding region: 19-942 (307 amino acids)
Biological process (GO): cellular response to oxidative stress
Cellular component (GO): cytoplasm
Molecular function (GO): quinone reductase (NADPH) activity
Source: RefSeq, a predicted model, not a curated record